Molecule: messenger RNA, 411 nt
Organism: Prunus armeniaca (apricot)
Lineage: Eukaryota; Viridiplantae; Streptophyta; Magnoliopsida; Rosales; Rosaceae
Source: the annotation of a GenBank genome assembly
AUGAUCAUGAUUUUAAUCCAAGAAGGCAUAAAUUCAAGGACAAAUUUUUGUCAACCCGGGGAGAAUGAUGCUGAUAAGAAGCGUCGUUUUAUGGAGUUUAAUGUUGGAGAUUUUGUUUGGGCCAUUCUUACCAAGGAUCGUUUUCCUGUUGUUGAAUAUAACAAAUUGACUGUUCGCAAAAUUGGACCUAUGGAAAUCCUUGAGAAGAUUAAUCUGAAUGCUUACAGAUUGAAGCUUCCUAGCCAUGUUCGCAUGUCUGAUGUGUUCAAUGUGAAAUAUCUUGUUCCUUUCCAUGGCUCCAACUCUGAUGAUAAUCCAAAUUCGAGGGCGAAUUUCUGUCAACCUAGAGAAUAUGAUGUAGCAAGUUUUGCAAAUACACACAUGGACCAUUGGGAUCACGUUCAUGCAUGA